Messenger RNA from Conger conger (European conger), 1242 nucleotides. Its product is annotated as dual specificity protein phosphatase CDC14AB-like. NCBI's taxonomy places the organism in Eukaryota, Metazoa, Chordata, Actinopteri, Anguilliformes, Congridae. Gene Ontology annotation, molecular function: protein tyrosine/serine/threonine phosphatase activity; protein serine/threonine phosphatase activity. Gene Ontology annotation, cellular component: mitotic spindle; nucleolus; spindle pole. The coding region runs from base 1 to 1242 and encodes 413 amino acids. The record is from RefSeq and is a predicted model, not a curated record. The transcript is spliced from 13 exons. Gene Ontology annotation, biological process: cilium assembly; microtubule cytoskeleton organization; regulation of exit from mitosis.
AUGACAGACGCGGAUUCGACAGAAUCCUGUGAGUUUAUAAAAGAUCGACUGUAUUUUGCAACUCUGAGAAGCAAGCCUAAAAGCACCUUUAACACACACUAUUUCUGCACGGAUGACGAAUUUGUCUAUGAAAACUUUUGUGCAGAUUUUGGCCCUCUCCACCUGGCGAUGAUAUACAGGUACUGCUGUAAACUCAACAAAAAAAUGAAAUCCUUUUCACUGUCCAAAAAGAGGAUUGUUCAUUAUACCAGCUGUAACCCCCAGAAGAGGUCCAACGGUGCUGUUUUAAUCGGUGCCUACUCUGUGAUCUGCCUGAAGAAGACCCCAGAGGAGGCUCACGGAGCCCUGCUGUCAGGGGCAGGAGCGUCCUACCUUCCGUUCAGGGACGCCUCAGUGGGAAUCAGCACGUACAGUCUGACAGUGCUGCAGUGCCUGCAGGGUAUCUGUAAGGCUCUGCAGUACGGGUUCUUUGACUUCGGGACGUUUGACGUGAACGAGUACGAGCACUACGAGCGUGUGGAGAACGGUGAUUUUAACUGGAUUGUUCCCCAGAAGCUUCUGGCCUUCAGUGGACCCCACUCAAAGAGUAAAACACUCAACGGUUACCCCCUGCACUCCCCGGAGGCGUACUUCCCGUAUUUCCGCCGGCACCACGUCACCGCCGUGGUGAGGCUCAACAGGAAGUGGUACGACGCGCGGCGCUUUGCGGGCGCCGGGUUCCAGCACUUCCACCUGUACGUCGAGGACGGCGGCACGCCCAGCGACCUCAUCACCCGCCGCUUCCUCCACGUGUGCGAGACCGCGGCCGGGGCGGUCGCCGUGCACUGCAGAGCGGGACUGGGCCGCACUGGCACUCUGAUUGGCUGCUAUCUGAUGAAGCAUUUCCGCUUCACCGCGGGCGAAGCCAUCGCCUGGAUACGGAUCUGCCGGCCUGGCUCCGUCAUCGGGCCCCAGCAGAACUUUCUGGAAGAAAAGCAGGCGUGGCUGUGGUCCCAGGGGGAUGUGGGGCGCUCCCGGCUGAGGCAGCAGUCAGAGAGGGGCUUUUCCCGCCUCAUGUCUGGGGUGGGCGGGCUCUCCCUCAGCCCCGCCCUCCUGCACCAAUCCUGCGACUCGGGCCACGCCCAGGAGGGCAGGCGCGGUUACGACAGCGUGAUUCUCACUCAGGGAGAUGGGCGGCUGUCGCGAAAGGGCUGUGGGAAGACCGGGGCCUCCAGAGCAGUUGCCGUUAGUGACAGUCUCUAA